This is a messenger RNA of [Torrubiella] hemipterigena, 1536 nucleotides long. The record is from the annotation of a GenBank genome assembly. Lineage: Eukaryota; Fungi; Ascomycota; Sordariomycetes; Hypocreales; Clavicipitaceae.
UCAGUCUAGAUUUUACAUCCCCCAACCUGGCCUUUCUGAGCCAGCACUGCUUUCUUUUCACGCAAUUCUGAUUAGCGCAGCGUAUAGAUAUCACUUUUGAAACCUCCUCAGUUCGUUCUUUACCAAGAACCACGAUCAAAACUACCGAGAAUACUCACAGCUAAGCAAUUGUGUGUGCGCCCUUCAAACAGUCUUUGGUGACAUCGCUCUACGGAUACGAGCUUUCUAGUAUAUAUUAGAAGUACAUGUACAGUUUUUGAGUCUGUUACAAUGACUGCCAUCACAAUGACUAACGGUGCUGUUUCGCCCAUGGCUGCGGAGGCAUUAAUUGGCCAUACCAAGUUUGAGCCGCUGCCUACUGUCCGAAAUAUUAUGAUCACAGGUGGUGCUGGCUUUAUUGCAUCCUGGGUCACACGACAUCUGGUACUCACAUAUCCCGACGCAUACAAUAUCGUCUCCUUUGAUAAGCUUGAAGAUUGUUCGACGCUGAAAAACACCGAAUGCCUGGAUAAUCAACCAAACUUCUCCUUCUACCAAGGCGAUCUCACCCAUCCUGGGGAGGUUCUUGACUGUAUGGAGAAGCACAAGAUUGAUACAGUGAUGCAUUUCGCCGCCCAGUCACAUGUCGACUUGAGUUUCGGAAAUUCGUAUAGAUUUACACAUGCGAAUGUGUAUGGAACGCACGUCUUGCUAGAAAGUUCACGGAAAAUCGGCGUGACCCGAUUUAUUCACGUUUCAACAGAUGAAGUCUACGGCGAAGUCGACCAUGAUGCAGACGAGCUGGUCGAAAGCAGCGUCUUAUGUCCAACGAACCCGUAUGCUGCUAGUAAGGCAGCAGCAGAAAUGCUCGUCCAAUCAUAUCAAAAGAGCUUUAAGCUUCCGUCGAUUAUUGUCCGCAGCAACAACGUCUACGGACCACAUCAAUACCCCGAAAAAAUCAUCCCUAAAUUUAUAUGUCUGUUAAAUCGCGGUCAACCUGUAGUUCUCCAUGGUGACGGUACACCGACAAGGCGUUACCUUUACGCCGCCGACGCCGCCGAUGCGUUUGACACAAUCUUACACAAAGGCCAGAUUGACGAGAUAUACAAUGUUGGAUCUACAGACGAAGUAUCCAAUAUCGACUUAUGCAAGAAACUGCUACAGGCCAUGAAGAUCCCGCAGGAUACAGCAGACGAUUUCCGGAAAUGGGUCAAGUACACGCACGAUCGCCCAUUUAACGACAGGCGAUACGCUGUGAACGCCUCAAAGCUGGCCAAACUGGGCUGGACACAGGGAACUACGUUUGACGAAGGGCUUGCUGCUACUGUAUCUUGGUAUUCAGGCUAUGGAGAGACAUGGUGGGGAGAUAUUGGCCGAGUAUUGACCCCGUUUCCUGUUGUUCCUGAAGGCGAAUUCGUCUUAUCCAGGAUUGGACAUCUGAUACGCGACGACCCCUUGGGUUCUGGUGAUGAAAGUGGAAAUGAUGGUAAAUGACACGUUAUGAGAUAGAAUUCAUAUAGACUUAUGAAAAAUUAAAUGAGUAGAUUUGCGUGUAGC